This is a messenger RNA of Daphnia carinata, 1841 nucleotides long. Its product is annotated as protein spaetzle 3-like. The transcript is spliced from 5 exons. Gene Ontology annotation, cellular component: extracellular region. Bases 108 to 1298 code for a protein of 396 amino acids. The record is from RefSeq and is a predicted model, not a curated record. Gene Ontology annotation, biological process: innate immune response; central nervous system formation; regulation of Toll signaling pathway. Gene Ontology annotation, molecular function: Toll binding; growth factor activity. Lineage: Eukaryota; Metazoa; Arthropoda; Branchiopoda; Diplostraca; Daphniidae.
CACUCUACGCACGCUCCAGAAGUAAUGUAUAGAAGAAAGGCGUUCAGUCAAAAGCUCAAUCAGUCGAGUAUCCCUCAUCGAGCGACCCGGAUCUCGUUGCGAGAGUCAUGUCGCUCUUGUUCAACGAUCCGCUGGCUUUCCUUCCAGCCAGCGAAUCGCCAGGUGGUGCCAAUAGCAACGGAUUACGGAUGCUUUUUCACAAUUGGAAUCAGACACAAAGCGCGGGCGGCACGUUCAACCAUCAGCCUCAAGAGAAUGUUAUCCAGCAGCAGCGGCAGCUGGAUCAACUGGGAGAAAUCAAGGCGCGGAUGGAACAAAUGCAGCAGACAGGACCGGUGGUGGCCAGUGCUGACAGAUCGAUUCAUGCGAGGCGGAUCAAACAGCCACAGGAUUCCAGUCAGUUGCUGGAACCGAUUCCGGUGAUGGAUCUAGACCACCCGCUCAACAGUUGGAUGCUGCCCAACAGGAAUAGCCAACAUCUCGGCCCGUUGGCCACCAACAACAACAGCGAUUGGCCAAUCUUGCCCAAAUUCACCGUGUCGGCUCUCAGCAACGGCACCCUCGUUCAAAUACCUAUUCUAUGGACGGCCAUGUCGAUGGCCAUGGGCCUGGAAAUACGUGGCGACAUCAUCCGCGGAUUGCCCUGCAUCAAGCGGCUCAACCAACUCUUUUGCCCAACAGCAGGCAAUCGUUAUCCAGGGGAUCCAAUCGAAAAAUUUAUCGACGAAAACAAAGCGCUCAUAAGGCGAAUGUACGGCGAAUUUCAAACACCGGCGCCGACGAGUACCAACGGCGGAGCGGCUGCAAGUAAUCGACGCUCCGUUAGACAUUCGACGUCACCAGACAAAGGAUCAGCCAAUAGCGAUUGGCACUUUCGAGAUUCCGAGCUCUUCGCCGAAGACUUGGAAGCCGAUGGAAGCAGCAUCUUUGGCGGAGGGUUCCUAGCUGACGGACAAAAUAGGACCCGGCGCCAGACGAAUAAUCGGAACACCAAUAAAGAAAAAGAUAACAAAUCGGAUGCUUGCGAGUCGACGGUAGAAGUGGUAACUCCUUAUUGGGCCGCUAAUAGUUCGGGCAAAAUACGGGCCAUUGUUAAUACUCAGCAUUUUGAACAGGCCGUCCACCAAGAAGUUUGCUCAAAACCUCGAACUGGUCGUUGUAAUGGCGACUGCAGUUGCGAACAAAAAUAUAAAUGGCACAGGCUUUUGGCUUAUGAUCCGGAUAAUGACUGUAAAGGAAUUUUCAUGGACUGGUUCCUCUUUCCCUCGUGUUGUGUCUGCCGAUGCGCACCGCUAUAGAAAAAGGCAAACAACAAUGUCUCGCCUCGCUAAUUUACAAAUCAUUGUUUUUGAAUGAGAUAUUGAGAAUGACUGGAUCUUAUCAUGGUAUCAAGGUUGUGACGUUCAUUGUCACAGCCCAAAACACACUGUAGACCUCGUUCUUUUGUUUAAAUUUUUGGCUUUUUCCCUCCAACGUAUCUACGACCAUCAUGCGAUCGAAUUAAAACAAUUGCAAAGCGCCUGACUGCAGGUGAUUGUGUACCUCCGCACCCAUGUUUGUUGCUGCUAUACAUCGACAUUUUGCCACUGCGUUCACUCUUUAGAAUGUAUGAUAUUUCUCUUGUUUUUUUUUUUUGUGUUUCAAAUGUGUCUGGUGUUGGGGUUGGCAUUUUAUUUUAUUUUUGGGUUUUCUAUUUUGAAUUUUAUGUGACGCACGUUUAAUGUUGACAUUGUUUUUUGUGUUUUAGAAUGAAAAAUACCUGUUCAAAUAUUUUGUUGCUCUAGUAUAGCGUAUUAAUGUAAUAUUUAGAACGUAUGAAAGCAGUACACUAUACACUAGAA